GUUGAGGCGGGCGUCAUGACUUUUAAGUGACCACUCUGCCACAGCAAUCGGUGAUGUAACACGACUGGUUCCUGCUUCCCGGCUAGUCCCCUCCACCACCAGCAAAGCCAGCACAUCCAGCAGGAGCAGCUCCACCGCUCGAGCCUUCUUCCCUCGGGGGAAACACUACCACCUGCCGCCACAUCUCGCCCCUUAUGACCGUCUCAAAGAUGACAUGGCGUCCUCAGUACCGCAGCUCCAAGUUCCGCCACGUGUUUGGUAAGGCCGCCACCAAGGAGAACUGCUUUGAUGGCGUGCCAAUCACACGCAGUGUGCAGGACAACAGCUUCUGUGCGAUCAACCCACGUUUCCUGGCUGUCAUCACUGAGUGUGCUGGAGGAGGGGCCUUCUUGGUCCUGUCUGUCCAUCAUACGGGUAAAGUGGACCCUCAGCAACCUCGAGUGUCGGGCCACAGGGGCAAUGUGUUAGACAUCAAAUGGAAUCCCUUCAACGACUGCUGCAUCGCCUCCUGCUCCGAGGACGCCACGGUUAAAGUGUGGGAAAUCCCUCCUCACGGUGUGUAUAAAAACAUUACAGUACCGUGGAAGGAGCUCCAGGGUCACAGUCGCAGAGUGGGCCUCAUCGAGUGGCACCCAACUGCUAACAACAUCCUCUUCAGUACUGCCUAUGACUACCAGAUAAUGAUCUGGAACCUGGACUGUCCGGAGCCGGUGAUAAAGAACCCCGUGCGGACCAUCAGUCACCACCCAGAUGUUGUCUUGUCCAUGUCUUUCAAUACAGAUGGAAGUCUUCUUGCUACCACCUGCAAGGACAGGAAAGUCCGCCUGAUGGAGUCGCGCUCUGGAACGCUGCUGCGGGAAAGCAACUGCAAGACGCACAGAGCCAAUAAAGUGCUGAUCUUGGGAAACACCAAGAUGCUUCUCACGUCGGGAACGUCGCGCUACAAUGAUCGGCAGAUAGCACUGUGGGAUCAGGAUGAUCUGUCCGCGCCUUUAUUGGAAGACAACCUGGACGGUUCGUCGGGGGUCAUUUUUCCUUUCUACGACCCCGACACACACAUGCUCUACCUUGCUGGGAAGGGUGAUGGAAAUAUCAGGUACUAUGAGAUCAGCACAGAAAAACCAUACCUUCACUUCUUAACAGAGUACCGCUCACAACUACCUCAGAAAGGACUGGGUGUGAUGCCGAAGCGAGGCCUCGAUGUGAGCUCCUGUGAAAUCUUCAGGUUCUACAAACUGGUGACAAUCAAGAGUCUCAUCGAGCCUCUUUCUAUGAUUGUACCCCGCAGGUCGGAGUCGUACCAAGAGGACCUCUAUCCAAUGACGGCUGGAAACAGGCCUGCUCUGACUGCAGAGGAGUGGCUCGGUGGCAUGGACAAAGGUCCAUUGCUAAUGUCUUUGAAGCCAGGAAGUCAAAUAGCAGAGUCCUUCUCAGACAUGAAGGCAGUGGGCAACUCACUGGAAAACUCGCUAGACACUCGCAGGUCUCAGGGCAGACCGUGCAUGCUACAGCUCGCUUACAUUCAGGACCAACUGGAAGCCAAAGAAAGCAAAGAGGACAGCACCUAUCGGCAGUACGUGCUGCUGGUAGUGUGCAGUGGUGUGCGGGAUAUCUUCUUGCCAAACUUGGCUCCCUCUUGUGCCAACUGA
Pundamilia nyererei is the source of this 1649-nucleotide messenger RNA. It is a transcript of the gene coro2aa, whose product is annotated as coronin 2Aa. The record is from RefSeq and is a predicted model, not a curated record. NCBI's taxonomy places the organism in Eukaryota, Metazoa, Chordata, Actinopteri, Cichliformes, Cichlidae. The coding region runs from base 195 to 1649 and encodes 484 amino acids. Gene Ontology annotation, molecular function: actin filament binding. The transcript has 12 exons.